CCGUUCUCUUUCCGCUGCGCCGCGCUCGUCGUCGAGGCCCCGUCGCCGCCGCCGCACCGAGCUCUGCUCCCUCCUCUUCCCCCUUCCCGCCGCUGCGCCUCCCGCCAUGGCCAACCCCGUCGUCUUCUUCGACAUCACCGCCAACGGCGAGCCCCUGGGCCGCGUCACCUUCGAGCUGUUUGCAGACAAGGUCCCAAAGACAGCAGAAAACUUCCGUGCUCUGAGCACUGGUGAGAAAGGAUUCGGUUACAAGGGGUCCUGCUUCCACAGAAUCAUUCCUGGGUUCAUGUGCCAGGGUGGUGACUUCACGCGCCACAAUGGAACUGGUGGCAAGUCCAUUUAUGGGGAGAAGUUCCCUGAUGAGAACUUCAUCCUGAAGCACACGGGUCCUGGCAUCUUGUCCAUGGCAAACGCUGGCCCCAACACAAAUGGAUCCCAGUUCUUCAUCUGCACUGCCAAGACUGAGUGGUUGGAUGGCAAGCAUGUAGUCUUUGGCCGCGUCAAGGAGGGGAUGAACGUGGUGGAGGCCAUGGAGCGCUGCGGAUCAAAAGAUGGCAAAACGAGCAAGAAGAUCAUCAUUUCCGAUUGUGGGCAGCUCUCAUAAAAACAAAACAAAAACAAAACCUGUUGUCUUAAUGACCAACCAUUCCUUCUGUAGCCUGGGCUAGCGCCUCCUGGUGCGACUCAGCCCCUGUAAUCCUCGUGCUCCUGACUUACUGCUGCGUUUCUAUUUCCCCCCCCCCCCCCCACAUUCACAGUCCAGUGCGACUGCAGAGUUAACGUUUAUGAGUCUAAAUAAAAUCGAGUUAAACCACA
Rhea pennata is the source of this 816-nucleotide messenger RNA. RefSeq names its product peptidylprolyl isomerase A (gene PPIA). The record is from RefSeq and is a predicted model, not a curated record. Gene Ontology annotation, biological process: protein folding; protein peptidyl-prolyl isomerization. Bases 107 to 604 code for a protein of 165 amino acids. Lineage: Eukaryota; Metazoa; Chordata; Aves; Rheiformes; Rheidae. Gene Ontology annotation, cellular component: intracellular membrane-bounded organelle. The transcript is spliced from 5 exons. Gene Ontology annotation, molecular function: peptidyl-prolyl cis-trans isomerase activity.